Molecule: messenger RNA, 2448 nt
Organism: Penicillium pulvis
Lineage: Eukaryota; Fungi; Ascomycota; Eurotiomycetes; Eurotiales; Aspergillaceae
Exons: 5
Coding region: 1-2448 (815 amino acids)
Molecular function (GO): oxidoreductase activity; carbohydrate binding
Source: RefSeq, a predicted model, not a curated record
AUGGCCACCACAACAGAAUGGAAAUACUUCCCCAUCACUGGCAUCCCCCUACAAGACAGGGUUGCCGGUAGUCCUACUGUUGAGGUGCCUAUCAGGCAAAAUAUCGACACAUGGAGCAGUGACCCCGCCAACGAAAAGCAAGUCAAGCUCUUCAUCAUGGCAUUAUAUCGGUUUCAGCAGAUAACCCCCACAGACCGAGACUCAUAUUUUCAGAUUGCCGGGAUCCACGGACAGCCCAAUGUGCCGUGGGAUGAACCUAUCGAUAAAUCAGAGGCUGAGGGCAAGGGGUACUGCACUCACAAUAACAUCUUGUUCCCAGUCUGGCAUCGUGCGUAUCUUGCGCUCUAUGAGCAACGAAUUUACGAGAUCAUGAACAAUGAGAUAGUUCCCAAUUUUGCCGAGGAGGGACGAUCAGACUGGCAGAAAGCCGCCCAGACCUGGCGCCUCCCUUUUUGGGAUUGGGGUAUUACCACGUCGGUGCCUGACUUGUGCAAAUAUCCCACUACACUUGUGCCGACCGCGGAUGGCAAGAGCGAAGAGACUAUCACUAACCCUCUUUUUCAAUUUCGUAUGCCGACAAAUCAACCUAUGUCUUCGGCUGGCAUGGCGAAUUUCAAGGAUCCGUGGGCCCCUGAUGGAGAUAUGAUCUUUUACGGUGAAUGUAUUGGUACCAGUCGCUGGCCCCAAGAGGGUGACAACAUCUCAGGCAGCACGGCCUGGAAACACGGGGUGGUGAACAAUUAUAAAGUUCAAGAUGCGCUAAAGAAACCUGAGUGGGUCGCAGAUUCGCCUUAUGGACAACCUGCAGAGAUGGUUUACCGUCUGCUCACCAUCCCUAUGGAAUAUUCUACCUUUGCAACCACCGCCCAGCUUUCCGAGGACCAAAGCGUCGCAAAUGACGUUAAUAUUGAGUACAUUCACAACAACCUCCACGGCUGGGUGGGAGGAGAUUUCAAUGGACACAUGUCACAAAUCCCUGUGGCAUCGUUCGAUCCUACGUUUUGGCUUCAUCAUUGUAAUAUUGAUCGUAUCUUUGCUUUAUGGCAAGCUCUAAACCCUGAAAAAUGGAUCGAGGAAAGCCAGGUCAAUGAGUUCUUCCAGGAGAUAAUUGGCCUUCCCAUUGGUACUAAAAUCACCACUGAAACCGAGCUACGGCCAUUCCACAAAGACGUCAGUGGAACUGUCAUGGUACCUAAUGACGUUCGCUACCCUUAUAGCCUUGGGUAUACCUAUCCAGAGUUGCAGACCUGGAAAUACGAUCCCCAAGCCUAUACUGCGGAGCCCUUUCUCAAAGAUCUCCGCAAAGCUAUCAAUGAUCUUUAUGGAGUGUCGAGAGAACAACUGAUUGACACCACCAAUAAUCUCGAGGGAGUGGAGUAUCUCGAAGAUGCAACCAAAAACCUGGAUUUUGCAUUUAGCAUCCGCUACCGUAAGUAUGGGUUUGGUGGAGAACCAUUCUGGAUCCGCAUCUUUCUCUCUCAGGAUGGUGUGACGCAAAACGCCGCUACAGACUUGAUUACCGAGGUCUAUAACUUCAGUCAAAAGCCAGAAGAUCAGGCAUCAGGCAAAGUUGUCUGUACGAACUGCAAGGAUAAUGAAAAGGCAAACCUAAAAUCUACUGCAGCCAUUUCCAUCACCCCAGUGCUGAUUACUAUCCUGAAAGCAGGCGGUAAAGAUCUGCCUAGCCUGAAAAAGGAGGACGUUCUAGCCUUUCUGCAAAAACGUGCAUACUGGAGAGUUUUCAAAGGAGGCAAAGAGGUUCCUCGGAACCAGCUUGACCCCCUCGAUCUUGAAAUUAUUGGAAGCACCAAUGAUUCAACUCAGUAUAAGGACGCGACAAAAGCGCCUCUCUUGGAAAACUUCAAAAAGGAACCCUCUAUCUCCGGCGGAGCUGACGGUGCACUGGAUCCAUCUCUAAGACAGCCCAUGACAGUCCCGCCACCGACGAUGCCUGAUAUUCCCCAGGCAAAUCUGAAUAUCAAUUCGUUCCUGGCUUUCAAGGGACCCAUGGGGCCUGACGCCGUUGUGAUCAUCGAUUCAGCUAGUCUGGAUAUGACCCCGGUCAAAUCUUCUGGUAUUGACAAUACCCAGGUGUUUUUCUCGGACACCAAAAAGGGAGGUGGUAACAUUGUGUUCCUGCUCUCAUUCCGCAGAUCCGAGAACCAAAUCGUGCUUAAUACUCGUCUGGAUAAUUCUUGGGGCAAAGAAGUCCGUGUAUCUCUGGAAGAUAGGUUCAAGGGGACCGCGCCAUCUAUUCUGGUUCACGAUCAGGGUGACGGGUAUGAAAUCUUUAUCGAUUGGAGACAUCUAGCUUGGUUUGAAAAGCGUGCGAAGGAAAAGGUGGCAAAUUCUGUUUCUUAUAGUGUAAAUGAGGGACAGACGUCUAUGAUGUCUCCUGAACUGAAGAUCAGGGUCUAUGCUUCAAUGAAGGAAGUGUUCCAAAAGUAG